AAUUCUCAAUAUUAUGACAGCUGACAACGCCUAACAUUGCUUGUACUUCAAACAGCCUCACAUAUUAGGCUUCUGCCAGUCCUAAAUUUCGCCAUGCGUUGUAGCGUGUGUCAAGUGGUUAAAUCGCCGCCAACAGUGCGAAAUGGCGUUCAAGAUCGAUGGCACAGCACCUCGCAGCGGACGCCACUCAUUGGGGUUCAGUUGCUCUUCAAGCUAUUCGAUCUCACAAAAACCGAAUUCCAAUCCGGAUUCCUAUGCGUCCUCUGUUUUGAUUUGAUAACACAGAUCGAAAGCUUGGAAUGUCAACUAAAAUCUCAGGUAGACCGUGGGAAAAGCCAAGGCUGCUUGGGGGUUAUUGACAACUUUGUUAGCUGCCACACAGAGGGUGAACCUUUGGAAACGCAUCCCGGAGAGGUUGACAAUGUCGAGAGUAACAUGAAUGAUUGGGGAAGUGAUGAAGGAAACAAUGAUGAUCUAAGUGGGGGGAAUGCGUCCGAAUCCGAUGUCGAAAUGAAGAGAGAGAUCGAUGAUAAAGCAGUUCACCCUUCCUUGUGGACCUCAGCCGAUUUGGUGAAGGGUGAUAAGGACAGUUCACCAAUAUCCGGUGCCGCUCAAAGCACUACUGGAGAAUCGAACACCCGAGAAGAUAACCUGGACUUUGAUGUGACUUCGCACAAGUCCCGCUCUGGCAAAGCUGUGAUCUUGUAUAAAGGCUACAAGUAUGUCUUGAGCCCGGGACGAGGAGCCCGAUGGAAGCCGACGAAGCCUACUCGGGAUUGGCGAUGUUCACAGAUGAAAUGUGGAGCCAGAUUGACCACAUUCCAGAAUGAUUCGUGUGUCCUCAAAGACACGGUGAAAGCCCACGACCAUCCCCGGAGUCGGAAUUUCAAUCUCCAAGAGAGUAAUCUUGACUUCAAUUUGUCGUUGGGACGGAAUAGUCGGGAGAAUGAUUCUCUCACUUAUGGCGGAUACAAAUAUCGACCUUCUCAACUGGGAAAAGCCAUAUAUAAAGAUCGUGAGACGAUGGGGGCCUGGAAAUGUCGUUUUUCUAAUUGUCGAGGUCGCUUGGUCACUUUUAUGGACAACCAAUGUGUUUUAAAAGACACCGUCACGGAACACGACCAUCCUCCAAUCAAGAAGAAGCUCCUUCUCUACGAGGAGUUUCAGGAUACCAUCCGCAAGAUCAUUUCCGACCAUCCGGAAAUGCCUCCGGAUGUUGUGUUUUCUUCGGCCCAAUUACUUUGUCCUCACAUUCCAAUUGUCAAGACCGCGCCUUUAAGAGAGUUCAUUCGCAGGAUCCAAGCCAAAAAACAGAAGUCGCAGCCGACGGAAAAGAGCCGAUCAAUUGCCCAAUAGAAGCCA
Tigriopus californicus is the source of this 1362-nucleotide messenger RNA. RefSeq lists its product as uncharacterized. NCBI's taxonomy places the organism in Eukaryota, Metazoa, Arthropoda, Copepoda, Harpacticoida, Harpacticidae. The transcript has 3 exons. The record is from RefSeq and is a predicted model, not a curated record. Bases 94 to 1356 code for a protein of 420 amino acids.